UAAAAGUGACAUCAGAGGAAAAGAAAAAAAGGCUUGAAGGGAAUAAAAAUAACCAGCCACAGGUUGAGAAAGAAAAGGAAAUGCACAAAAGUGAGGAAAGGAUGGUGUCAGAAAACCUACACGAUGGUGCUGCUGCUGCUACUAACAAUGAGGAUGAAGCAACUCAAGCAAGAAAGAGUGGAAACACUGAAAAUCAGCACCUUCCUAGCAAGGAAGAGUGUGAUGGGCCUGCAAAGAAAAGAUCAAAGCAAAAGAACAAGGUCAAAGAAGAAGAAAUGUAUGAUAUGCAUGACCUUGAUGAUUUCACUGAGCCGGUUUCAGCCUCAGAGGAUGCUGGGUUUCCUUUCGCUAAUUAUGAUAAAUGUCUAUUGCAAAUUGAGCAACUGGGGAAGGAUUGUGAAGGUCAGGUUAUGGUUAUCCCCCACUUGGAAUACCGCAAGGACCCUAGAACUGUUUUUACUGCUACCCUACCUGCCAAAAUCUUGGUCUCCUAA
Lemur catta (Ring-tailed lemur) is the source of this 494-nucleotide messenger RNA. Its product is annotated as ankyrin repeat domain-containing protein 26-like. The record is from RefSeq and is a predicted model, not a curated record. The transcript has 5 exons. The coding region runs from base 81 to 494 and encodes 137 amino acids. Lineage: Eukaryota; Metazoa; Chordata; Mammalia; Primates; Lemuridae.